UCCUCACCAAGUAGAUAAAAUAUUUUACGUUAUGCUUGAAAGUUGUGGCAACCGAGGGAAGAAGGUCAUAUAAAAAACUUAUAUUUUUCUCCUUAUGUCUUCUUCAUUAUUUGAUUUUCCAGUUCCCGUUGACUCAUCAAACUACUUUCAUUUUUGAUCUGGAUCUUACACUGCUCAUGAAAUCACUCAACAACAAUUAGUUGAAUAAUGGACCAAGAAGAUGAACUUCCAUUAGAGGGGCAACUUCACAAAGUCAAGAACCAAAAAGAAAGAAUCUUGGAACUAAUUUUGAAACCAUAUUAUUGGUUUAGAAUGCUAUGUGAUGAAUUCCACUGGAGCUUUGUGUCAGGUGUGGCUAUUAUUUAUGGUAUUAAUCAGGGAGUGAGUUCAGGUCUAAGCAAGAUUAGUACUCAGUAUUACAUGAAGGAUGAGCAAAAGUUACAACCUUCUGAAGCUCAAAUUGUUUCUGGAAUAAUUCAAAUACCUUGGAUGGUGAAGCCCCUUUGGGGUCUUUUAACAGAUACUCUUCCUAUUAUAGGAUACAGAAGGAGGCCAUACUUCAUUCUUGCUGGUUUUCUUGGUGCUUUUUCCAUGCUGAGUCUGUCACUCAACCACAAAUUACAACUUGCGUCUGCUUUGUUGUGCCUAACGGGAGCCAGUGCAGCGCAAGCAGUAGCAGAUGUUACUAUUGAUGCCUGUGUGACAGAAAACAGCAUAAGCCACCCUUCUCUUGCCAGUGACAUGCAAAGCUUGUGUGGAGUGAGCUCUUCAGUAGGGCAGCUGAUUGGGUUCACUAUCAGUGGCUUUUUGGUUCAUCUAAUUGGAUCUAAGGGAGUGUUUGGAGUUUUAAGCAUUCCAGCUGCGCUGGUCAUUUUGGUAGGAAUGCUGCUGCACGAACCCUUUAUACGCAAUGUUGCAUACAGGCAGGUAGGUCAAAACUGCUUGGAUGCUUGUAAGACUAUGUGGAUGGCAAUGAAAUGCGAGCAUGUGUGGAGGCCAUGUCUAUACAUGUACAUUUCUCUUGCAUUGAGUUUGCAUAUUCACGAGGGAAUGUUUUACUGGUAUACAGAUGCCAAGGGUGGCCCAUUUUUCUCAAAGGAGAUUGUAGGGACCAUAUCUUCUGUCGGUGCAGUAGGCUAUCUUCUCGGAGUUCUCCUCUACCAGAAUGCUUUUAGAAACCAUCCUUUUCGUUUCGUACUUUUUUGGUCUCAGCUAUUAUAUGGUGCUUCCGGACUACUAGAUUUGAUAUUGGUAUCACGAGUAAAUUUGCAGUUUGGCAUCCCUGAUUAUGUUGUUGCUGUAUCCGAUGCAGCAAUUUCUCAUAUGAUUGGGCGUCUAAGAUGGAUGCCUCUUCUUGUACUCAGUUCAAAGCUUUGCCCCUCCGGCAUUGAAGGAACUUUCUUCGCUUUGCUAAUGUCGAUUGAUCAUGUUGGCAGUCUCACAGCAUCCUGGGCUGGAGGUCUGUUACUUCACACCUUGAAUGUCACAAGAACUCAAUUUGACAACCUUUGGAUAGCAAUAGUUAUCCGGAGCUUUUCGAGAGUCCUUCCAAUUGGCAUUCUGUUUUUGGUGCCAAGCAGUGAUCCAAGUGCUGCUAUUCUACCAACUGAGAUGUUGAAGACAAAAAAGGGCGACGAUGACUUGGGCACUCAACAACUGGAGAUGACACCGCUAGUGACCAAUGUCCAUCAACAUUUAGUAGAUUCAUGAGUGCAAUGCCAGCAAAGUCAUAUUUAUCUGCCAGCCUACCGCAACCCUCCUCCUUUGUCCAGGCUUGGGCCUGCCCUGCAAUGUGAGCGAUCUUAAUCAAAUUGGGAUUCAUUUAGCCGA
This is a messenger RNA of Lycium ferocissimum, 1830 nucleotides long. Its product is annotated as probable folate-biopterin transporter 3. The record is from RefSeq and is a predicted model, not a curated record. Gene Ontology annotation, cellular component: membrane. Lineage: Eukaryota; Viridiplantae; Streptophyta; Magnoliopsida; Solanales; Solanaceae. Bases 208 to 1710 code for a protein of 500 amino acids. The transcript has 6 exons.